AUGCUGGGCUCUGAGGUAUGGAUGACUUGUCCUAUUGAGAGUGCUGGCUUUGACGCUAAAUUGCAACGCUUGUGGCAUCCGGGAGAACGGAAGGUGCUGGAGAGGGGGGUACAGUAUGUUGUGGUUUUGCUGUUCCCUCUCACGCUAGCAGGGCUUCACAAUGUUUGCUGGGGCCAAGCUCGGAUGAAGCGUCUGGAGACUAUGGAGACUAUGGGGACUGGUCUGGAAGCUGGUGCCAGUGGGAGUGCAGCGGCCUGCCCUGACCGUCCUGCCUCCCUCCAGAGAGGAGCUGCUCCGGGACAGUGUCACGCUGCUGUGUGUGGCCAGCGGGGCUUUCCCUCUGAUUGGACGCUGAGCUGGAGAGUGGGCGGAGCUUCCACUGAGGGGUCCCACAGCCCGGGGGUCCUGAGGGGGGACAGUCUCUACGACCGCAUCAGCGUCCUGCAGCUGUCCACAGAGCACUGGAGAGACGCAUCAGUGAUGUGUGAGGCCCAUCGGAGUGGACAGAGCCCAGUCACUCAGGGCCUGGAGGCAGCGUCCUGCUCCCAUCAGCCACAGUUGCAGAGCAGCGGGGGUAGAAUUACGUCCCCAAGGUUGAAGAAUCAUGAACCACUGGCGGUGCUGGAGCAGAAAACGGGAGUAAAGCGGGAGUACAUCGCCUCGGGCUUCCUGGGAUUUGUGGGACUGUACCUUCUGUUUGGAUUUGGUGCCUCGCUGGUCUGCAACCUGAUCGGCUUCAUCUACCCCGCUUAUUUCUCCAUCAAAGCCAUUGAAAGCAGCGUGAAGGAGGACGACACCCAGUGGCUCACCUACUGGGUGGUGUACGGACUCUUCAGCAUCGCAGAGGCCUUCUCCGACAUCUUCCUCUCCUGGUUUCCCUUUUACUACGCUGGAAAGUGCUUGUUCCUGAUCUGGUGCAUGGCCCCCGUGUCCUGGAACGGCUCCACAAUCCUCUACACUCGCGCCAUCCGCCCCUUUUUCCUGAAGCACCAGGCCGCCAUGGACAAAGUCGUCAACGAUCUCACCAACAAGGCCAAGAACCUCAUGGACGCUGCUGCAAAGGAAGCGGUAAACAAGGUUUCCAAUGAGCUGAGCCAUUAG
Knipowitschia caucasica is the source of this 1101-nucleotide messenger RNA. Lineage: Eukaryota; Metazoa; Chordata; Actinopteri; Gobiiformes; Gobiidae. The record is from the annotation of a GenBank genome assembly.